ACCUGCAAGCUGCCACCACAGAUCUGUAACCAUGACGGCAGAGGAGACGAUCAGCAUCAAGGAGGCGGAGGUGAUCAAGGUGAUGCUGGACUUCCUGAACUCCAGGAAGCUGCACAUCAGCAUGCUGGCCUUAGAGAAGGAGAGCGGCGUCAUUAAUGGACUCUACUCUGACGACAUGCUCUUCCUCAGGCAGCUCAUUCUGGACGGCCAGUGGGAGGAGGUGUUGCAGUUCAUUCAACCUCUAGAAGGAAUGGACAAGUUUGACAAGAAAAGGUUCCGCUACAUCAUCCUGAAGCAGAAGUUCCUGGAGGCUCUGUGUGUAAAUAACGCCAUGUCUGCUGCUGAAGACCCUCAGAAUCUGGAGCUCACCAUGCAGGCAGCAGUCAAGUGCCUCCACAGUCUGGAGGAGUUCUGUCCAUCCAAGGACGACUACAGCAAGCUGUGUCUCCUCCUCACCCUGCCGCGCCUCACCCACCACGCCGAGUUCAAAGACUGGAACCCGAGCACGGCGCGUGUCCAUUGCUUUGAGGAGGCCUGCGCCAUGGUGGCUGAGUUCAUCCCUGCGGACAGGAAGCUGAGCGAGGCAGGCUUCAGGGCGAGUGGAAACCGCCUCUUCCAGCUGCUCAUCAAAGGGAUCCUUUACGAAUGCUGUGUUGAGUUCUGUCAGAGUAAAGCAACUGGCGAGGAGAUCACAGAGGGCGAGGUGUUGCUCGGUGUGGAUUUGCUCUGCGGGAACGGCUGUGACGAACUGGACUUGUCGCUGCUCUCCUGGCUGCAGAAUGUCUCUCCGGGUGCCUUCUCUUGCGCCUUCGAGCAAAAAACCCUCAACAUCCACGUGGACCGCCUGGUGAAGCCCAGCAAGGCCGGUCACGCCGACCUCCUCACUCCUUUAAUCAACCGCCUGUCCCCGUGCUGCCCCACCUCGCCCUUCCGCCAGAGGCCUCAUUCAGCGGACACCUACAUGUCCAGGUCCCUCAAUCCGGCUUUGGAUGGCCUGUCCCACGGUCUGGCGGCCCAGGACAAGAGAGGCAUGGAGGCGAACAUGAAGUCUGCCCUCAGUCGGAGCUUGGUGGAGAAUAAUGUGCACCAGCAGGACGAUUCACCUGAAAAGAAGCACCCUCAAGGGCUGGAUGGACCCAACACCACACGCACGCCUCUGACCCCUGGAAAAGAUGGUGGCCCCCCCUCCAACACAGAAACAAAUGAGCGUGCUGAUUCCUCAGAGCACAUCCAGGAGUACUACAGGCAGCGUCUCCGUGUGCAGCAGCAUCUGGAGCAGAAGCAGCAGCAGAGACAGCUUUACCAGCAGAUGCUGCUGGAGGGAGGGGUGAAGCCACUGGACGGAGCCCAAAACAACCUCACAGAGACCUUCCUCAGCAGGUCCAUUCAGAAGUUGGAGGAGAUGAACGUGGGCAUUGACCACAGAGGAGACGAGGUGAUGACACAGUGGAACGGACUGCCAGGGAACACCAGCACGUCCAGUCCCAGAAGCGCCAACACCCGACACACCCCAGACACCGGGCCGCCGAGGGAUAAGCCAGGUGGAGGGGUCAGCAGCACGCCAUUAAGGACCGGGAGCCAGGGCUUGCCUUACCUUAACGAGUCCCCGGUUCCUGCCAGUCAGAGUGCUGAGAGGAUCAGAGCGUCGUGCCCCACAGUCCAAGAUGAUUCUGGCUGCUCGACAACACGUAACUCACAUGAGCCGGGGAAGUCCAAAUCACAGUUUGUUAAAGUGAACCAGCUGGAGGACACGCAGGCGGUGCGUGCAGUGGCCUUCCAUCCCUCUGGAGCACUGUACGCUGUCGGCUCCAAUUCGAAAACCCUGAGGGUCUGUGCCUACCCAGAAACACUGACACCCAGUGGUUCUGGUGCAGUGAAGCAGCCAGCAGUGCGCUUCAGGAGGAACAAACACCACAAGGGCUCAAUCUACUGUGUCGCCUGGAGCCACUGCGGACAACUGUUGGCUACUGGCUCCAAUGAUAAAUUCGUCAAAGUCCUGCCUUUCAAUGCAGACAGCUGCAACGCCACAGGCCCCGACCUGGAGUUCAGCAUGCACGAUGGCACCAUCAGGGACCUGGCCUUCAUGGAGGGCCCUGAGAGUGGAGGAUCCAUUUUGAUCAGUGCCGGAGCCGGAGACUGUAACAUCUACACAACAGACUGUCAGAGAGGGCAGGGUCUUCACGCCCUGAGUGGACACACUGGUCACAUUCUGACUCUGUACACGUGGGGAGGGUGGAUGAUCGCCUCAGGCUCUCAGGACAAGACAGUGCGGUUCUGGGACUUGCGGGUGCCAAGCUGUGUGAGGGUGGUGGGCACAACUCUGCAUGGCACAGGAAGUGCAGUUGCCUCUGUGGCAGUGGAUCCCAGCGGCCGCCUGCUGGCCACAGGUCAGGAGGACAGCACCUGCAUGUUGUAUGACAUCAAAGGAGGCCGCAUAGUCCAGACAUACCGCCCCCACGGCAGCGACAUCCGCUCAGUGCGCUUCUCACCUGGAGCCCAUCAUCUCCUCACCGGCUCUUACGACAACAAAAUCAUCAUCAGCGACCUUCAAGGUGACCUAACAAAGCCCCUCCCUCAGACAGUGGCAGGGGAGCACUGGGACAAGGUGAUCCAGUGUAGGUGGCACCCCCACGACCGAACCUUCCUCUCCUCCUCCGCAGAUCGAACUGUCGUCCUCUGGGCACCGGGCCCCUGAGCUGCUCACUGGAGGAACACUGGGUAACUACGGCAGCAGCAGCAGGAAGCACAAGAACACGAGCAUAGGAACCCUGACUGCUUCAGUGUGUCUGUGUGUGUGUGGGUGUGUGUUUGUGCGCAUACAUACUGUGAGCGGCACGCUAUUUAUAAGCCGCUCCAUUAGAGUUAACUGUGUGUGUGCUGUGUGUGCAUAUGUGUGUGUGUGUGUGUCUAACUUGUGACAGAUGUUUUUGAGGUGGAAAAUCUAGUCACUUUGAAAAUAGUCAUUGUAUAUGUCUCUGUGAGUGUGUGUCAGUGUGUGUGUGUGCAAGCAAACGCAACAUUCUGACAAUGUGUGUGUAAUUAAAAGUAAAGCAAAAUAAAGGGAAACUAAUCAGAACAUUUUGCUGCUUUAAAAAGAGGAAACAUGGAAAUUAGCGUUAAUAUUUCUAUUCAGAAUUCAUGUGAGGCUCUGCCUGUUUAAGGUGUGUGUGUGUGUGUGUGUGUGUUUGCUUAACACCUUUUAGCUUUUGUAAAUAAAGCAGAAAGAUUAACCUUUUCGGAUUUACUUAAAGAUUUACUUGGCAAAUACGUAGUUCGAUAUAGAGAUGACUAAUGCCUGUAUUGAAGGGUUGAGUAAGUUCACUGCAAGCACACCUUCAAGUUAGUUUUUUUCUCACGAUGCCAAACUACAUUUAAAUCAGCUGUAGUCAGAACUUGUCAGAAACAUGAAGGUCACUUUCAAAGGUAAAUAGAGUUUGGUGCAACAUAAAGAAGUUGCUGUCGCUAUAGUUUCUAUAGGAAGCAGUGAGCCACAUUUGGUUAUGCAUAUCAUAAUGUGCCUUUUUGUAACAUUUGUAGAGAUUUUUUGGAUGUGUGGAUUGAUUGAGAGAUUUAUUUAUUUAGUUAUUUGCAGCAUUAUUUUGAUGUUUUCUCAUAUGCCCUGGCAUCUGUACAUUUUUGUAAUGUCACUGUAAUGCGAAAAAUGAUCAUCCACUGGCAUUUUUGCGCACUUGUAUUCCCAAAGUGUUUUUCCCUACAUCUGUUACUAUUAAAAAAGAGAGAGUAACUGGCGUUGUACCACAGAAGCCCUGAGAGGCAAAGAGGGGAAAAAAAUCAAUUCAUUUUCCAUGGUGGGAAUGUGGAAGGCGGGGUACACGCUGGACAGGUCGCCAGACUAUCACAGGGCUGACACAUAGAGACAGACAACCAUUCACACUCACAUUCACACCUACGGACAAUUUAGAGUCACCAAUUAACCUGCAUGUCUUUGGACUGUGGGAGGAAGCUGGAGUACCCAGAGAAAACCCAUGCUGACACAGGGAGAACAUGCAAACUCUGCUCAGAAGGGCUCCCUCAUCCUGGGUUCGACCCAGGAACCCUCUUGCUGUGAGGCAGCAAUGCUAACCACUGCACUACCAUGCCAAUUUCUAAGUUUGUUUAUGACUUGAAAAGGUGGGGGAAAAGGUUUGCCAGGAUAAAAAAAAAGUUCCUUUUUUUUUUCGUCUGUGAAACUGGUAAAAAAAAAAAAAAAAGUGUUUGUAGUUGUGUUCAAGUUGUAUUCUGUUCAUUGUUGUAGUACUCAUUUUGGCCACAAGAGGCUGGAGUGCACCAUAACCCCGUGUACUAAACAGGACUAAAAGCAUUCACAUUUUCUGUCAGGUGGGUGCACUUUAAACGCAAGGUGUAUAUAUUGUGUGUUAGCAAGUUACGUAUCAUUACUGUUAUGUCCGUUACCCGGAAGAAACCAUUAAUGCUUCUAGUUCUGUUAAGAACAUGGGGUAGUGGUGCCCUGCUGCCUCCUGUGUAUGUUUUUUCCACCUGUUUCACAGAUUAAGAAGCUUCCAAAAAAUCCAUUCAGCAUUCUCUGUAACCGCUUAUCCUGUCAGGGGUCGCAGGGAUCUGGAGUCUGUUCCAGCUAACAUUGGACGAGAGGCGGGGUACACCCUGGACAGGUCGCCAGACUAUCACAGGGCUGACACAUAGAGAUAGACAGCCAUUCACACUCACAUUCACACCUACGGACAAUUUAAAGUCACCAAUUAACCUGCAUGUCUUUGGACUGUGGGAGGAAGCCGGAGUACCCUAAGAAAAAUUACGAAAAAAUGAUCCUGGCAAAUUCUUUUUUUUAGAAAUUAGGUGUUCAGCUGUUGCCACCAAAACAUAGACCUUUAAAUACAAAGACAAAAUGGUAGCAGGAUAAAGACGAGGCACUUUAAAGACAGGAAUGCUGCAGGACUGCACAAUGUGAAAUGACAAAUCUAGUCACAUCUUCAACUGAAACAAAGACGACUCUAAUUUUAUCUUCGCUUUCACUAAGUAGCUAUGCAGACACCUGAUGGAUGUGACAGAGACGAGGGUAUUAAUGCAUCAUAUGUUACCUUACGUAGUGGCUUACAGUGGCUGUGUGGUUUUAGACAAUGUUUGUGCACACUGUGUAAUGAUGGAACUGCCACGGGGUCAACGGGGUUCAAACUGUUAAAGUAAUCAAAUAGUGGCUGUGUAAUGUUCUUGCUUUUGAAUAAAAAUGAAUAAAAGGUAUUUUUAUGUUACUCUUUGGAGCUGUAAGUUAAGUGAUGAAAUAAAGACUGAAAGUUUCAUCACACUGCUUG
Epinephelus moara (kelp grouper) is the source of this 5288-nucleotide messenger RNA. Its product is annotated as WD repeat-containing protein 47-like. Bases 32 to 2695 code for a protein of 887 amino acids. NCBI's taxonomy places the organism in Eukaryota, Metazoa, Chordata, Actinopteri, Perciformes, Serranidae. The transcript has 15 exons. The record is from RefSeq and is a predicted model, not a curated record. Gene Ontology annotation, molecular function: protein binding.